Molecule: messenger RNA, 4491 nt
Organism: Acanthocheilonema viteae
Lineage: Eukaryota; Metazoa; Nematoda; Chromadorea; Rhabditida; Onchocercidae
Source: the annotation of a GenBank genome assembly
AUGUCGCAGACGUUUGGUCAGCGAUCAGAUUUUGACUUUGAUGAUGGUUUUGAACAAGAGGAACGUGAAAAUGAUGAUUCAUUUGAAGAAAAUAUUCGCAAACAGUUGCUAGAAUUUAGAAGUGGCACCGAAAGAGAAAUCAUUCUUGAACCGUUAUCAACUGAGAAAAGGAAGAUUGUGCAUUGUAUAGCUACGAAUUGCAGUCUGAAGUCGCACAGCAUCGGGAGCGGAUGCAAUCGUCGCGUUGUAGUGACACGUUUUCCACAUGUUGAUCUGUGUACCUACACGAAUGCUAGAGAUUCGGAACCGAUUAUUUUGAGUAUAUUCCAAAAACGAGCACUGUCGCGUUUUCUGACCAUAUUUCCGUUAGGAUAUGGUGAUAUCGACUUGUACCUUCGAUCCGGCAAUGCGAGCCGACAAAUUGGUGGUCGCUGUCAUGCAAGCUUUAACAGACCAAUGUUGAUUCCACCUUGUCCGUCAGUACGUCAUACAUUUGAGAACUUCCGAAGAAGUUUGCCGACCUAUGCUAUGAGGGAAGAAAUUUUAAAAACUAUUCGCAAUCAUAAAGUAACAAUGAUCGUUGGUGGAACUGGUUGUGGUAAGACAACACAGGUUCCCCAGUUUAUUCUGGAAGAUGCUGCAGAACGACAGCAGGCAGUUCGAAUAUUCUGUACACAACCGCGAAGAUUGCCAGUUCUUGCUGUAUCUGCCCGCGUUGCGAAAGAGAGGAACGAGAAAUUGGGAUCAACAGUGGGUUACCAUAUUCGACUAGAGCAGAAAACAUCGGAACAAACUGUACUAACAUAUUGUACCAGUGGAGUUUUGCUACGGCUGCUAACAAACGACACUAAUGCUUCCAAUAUUUCACACAUUAUCUUGGAUGAAAUUCAUGAACGAGAGCAAAAAACGGAUUAUCUACUGAUAGCACUUCGACAGGCGCUUAAAAAUCGCGAUGACUUGAGAAUUAUUUUAAUGUCGGCAACAAUGGAAGAAAGUCGCGAGUUAUUUAGACGUUAUUUUGGUCCUGGAAAUGUUUUUUGUUUGGACAUACCAUCCACGUUACAUAAAGUGGAAAUGUUCUAUCUACCGGAAAUAUUGGCAUUAACAGAUUAUAAACAUUCAUCAUCAUUUACCGGUGGUACUUUCUUUGGCAAAACUGCAAGGAGCUUGAAUGAUGAUCAAGCUUACAAUAGUUUUCCUCAAGUGGACGAAUUUCGUUCUGAAAAUUAUGACGAUUCAAAAAUGCAGCAGGGACGUAAUAAUAAGAAAAAAAAUAGCGAUGAAACAAAUAGCAAUUAUGAAAUUAUGCCUUCGCGACAAAUUGCAUCAUCUGCUGUUGCAAAUGAUCAUUCAUCUCCAACAGUUAUCAGUCAGGGUUUCAAUUAUUCUCACCCACCACCAAAUUGUGUAUUUGCGCAGCAGAUCCCAAUGACCCCAUAUGGUAUGAUGGCAUCAUAUAUUGGUGGGCCGCAGAUGAUGUAUGCAACAUAUCAUGUGGUGCCGGCGCAGAAUGAUUGCCAGAAUUAUUACGUUACGCCUCCAAACGUACAAGAUUACACUCAGCCUCCAAAAUUCUAUAUAUCCACGAAUAACGCAGAUAGAUUUGGGAUGCAUGGAUCAAAUUUUUCUAAUCAGGAAUCACUAGUGCCAUUUUCGCUAUCAAAUGUUCAUUCAGAACGUCGAGAUGCGCCUCAUUACGAUCAAGAGUACUAUGUAUCGAGUUUGCGCGACCGUCCGCCACAUUUUGACCCGUCAUAUGUGGAAAUUCUGCGACGCACCAACUUGGAUACGAUUUACCUGGUUGAUUCUUAUAUGAUAUCCGGUGGUGAACAAUGGUUGGAAAGUGUUGAUACUGAUUUGACAGUAGCUGUUAUUAAUUAUUGCAUGGAUAGUCCAGUUCAUGGUUCAAUUCUAGUGUUCCUACCUGGUUAUGAAGACAUUUUAGCCGUACGUGAGAAAGCUAUUAAAAUGCAAGGCUGUUCUACAAAACCGGCUAUUUUCACUCUUCACUCUCAAAUGAGCAGUCAAGAUCAGCAGCGUGUAUUCGAGCCAGUGAGUCGUGGUUGUCGUAAAGUGAUUUUGAGUACAAAUAUUGCUGAAGCAAGUUUGACAAUUGAUGAUGUUGUUUUUGUGAUUGAUUGCGGUAAAGUCAAAGAGAAAAUCUACGACCACUCAACACGUAUAAGUCAACUUAAAAUGACAUGGAUAGCAAAGUCAAAUGCCGAACAACGAGCCGGCAGAGCUGGAAGAUGUCGAAAUGGUUAUUGCUUCCGAUUGUUCACAACAGAAGAUUAUGCGAGAAUGAACCCAACUCAGUUACCUGAAAUGAAAAGAAGCGCUAUUCAUGAAGUAUGCUUACAUGCGAAAAUGUUUGCUCCAAGAAAAUAUUCAGUUCGCCAAUUUCUGCUCAAUGCACCGGAACCACCAUCAGCAAUGGCCAUCGAUCAAAGCUUUGAAUUUCUUGAGCAAAUUGGUGCAGUUUUUAAAAGUCGACUAGAGUCAUCGCAGAUGUCACAUUUAUCAGACAAUUCAUACUUAGCAAAUACUUGGAAUGGUGAACCAGAUUUAACUGAUCUUGGGCGUCAUAUUGUACAACUUCCGCUGUGUCCGCAGUUGGCUCGGUUUCUUCUCUUUGGAAUUUGUUUGAAAUGUUUGAGUCCCGUUUUAACACUUGUUGCCACUUUGUCGCAUCGUGAUCCCUUUGUGUUACCACCGAGUGGUGAACGAGAAGAACGGAAUUCCGCAAUGAUGGCACGUGAUAUUUUCGCGGGCUUUGAUUACUCCGACCAUAUGACAUUUUUGAGAAUAUAUAACGCGUUUGUAAAAUUACCAUUCCAUGGACAGUCAAAUUUUUGCGUGGCUAAUUUUUUAUCUCUCAGUGCAAUGCGAAUGAUCGUUGGUAUUCGGCAACAGCUAUUUAUGGAACUGCAAAGGCUUCGACUGUUACCCUCAAGUUGCCGAUCGGCAGAUGAUCCUGAUUUAAAUCGAUAUGGUAGUUCAUGGCCAAUGAUUCAAGCUGCUAUCGUAGCAGGCAGUUACCCUAACAUUGGUUUUACCCGUUCUGGUGGCCAGAUUCGAAAAAUACGUACAAGUAACGAAGUUGCAUCAUUGCCAUAUGGAUGUGCGGUUAAACGACAAGCUUCAUCUACUGGAAUGAAUGGGAUGGGAAUUGGGAAAUUCGGUAGACGGGAACCGGUUAUUGAAUAUCUUGCUUUCCAGGAAUUAUCAAAAACUGGUGCUAACUUGAGUUUACGAACGGUUACAGCAGUUCCACCACUGUCUGUAUUAUUGUUUGCCGGUCCAAUUCAUCUCAAACGUGAAGUUUUGAAUGACUAUUCUAUAGGUGAUGAAUUUGCAUUAAAUGAUGAUGCGGACACGGAUUCAAAUACCGAUGAAUGCGUCUUUGCGCUUGAGCCAUGGUUGGUUUUCCGAUGGAAAUUUGAGGAUAUGCAGUUAAUGUUAAAACUGCGUGUUAAGCUGAUGACUUAUUUUAUAUACGUAAUGAAACAGCCUGAUCGUCCAGAAACUGAAGAAACUAAGGAACUGCUUGCAAUUAUAAAUCAAAUACUGUUGGAAGAUCAUUUUCGUGCAGGCUUUGCAGAAUGUACCGAUUUGCCAAAAUUUCGAGAACGUUCCCCAAAUUCUGUGAAUACUGAGGUAACAAAUGAACGAUCAGUUCGUCGUCGACAACUCGCGAGUAACACAGAAGAGCAGUGUCAACGAGAAAGUUCUGUUGAUAGUUCUUAUUUUAUGCCACGAAAUCAUCAGCCAAAACAAUCGAAUGGAAUUUCAAACUCGGACAGUCGAGCAGACUUCUGUGGUGGACCCGGCAUCGAUAACAACAAUCGUAUGUCCUACCAUCCUGAAGAAAACGGCACAGCAAGCACUCAUUCAAGUGAACCUGGUGAUGAUAGUUUUAUUCAGAUAUCGUUUCCACCUGAAGAAGAACAAGUUCCAGAAGAUCCAUGUAUGAGUACAUUGGAAGAAACGGGAGUAACAAAGAGCAAACAAAUAUUAGCAAUGAAUUUGGGAGAGGAACGGAAUGAUGCUUCAGGUGGCGAUGAUUUAUCACAGGAAAGAAAUACUGAGGAAUCAAAUGAACGACAGGAAACGUCUAAUGGCAUAGCUCCGGUUGUUCAGAGAUCAGGACAUUUUGUUCCUGAUCAUUUUCGAUCAGAUGAUCAGCGUAUUCGACGAAUGUUCCGACAGUUUGUAAAUAGAUCGAGGCCGCAGUCAACGCGAUCAGCUGAUGUAGCUAAAGCAGAAGAGCAGCAAGAGCAGCGCAAUAAUGAAGAAAUUAGGGAACAGCGACGAGAAAAUCGUCGAAGGGAUUGGCACUGGAGAAAAAACCCACCAGCAUGCUGUGUUGCACCAUCAGAUCCUUAUCGAAUGUCACUCGCGUAUUUCAGAGGAGGCGGACGCGGAAGGUGCGAUCGCUAUCGCGGUGGUGGACACCGUGGCCGUAGCAAGUACUGCGGAAGGACCACCUAA